This is a messenger RNA of Pungitius pungitius (ninespine stickleback), 1516 nucleotides long. Its product is annotated as tubulin alpha-1B chain-like. Gene Ontology annotation, molecular function: GTP binding; structural constituent of cytoskeleton. The record is from RefSeq and is a predicted model, not a curated record. The coding region runs from base 111 to 1463 and encodes 450 amino acids. NCBI's taxonomy places the organism in Eukaryota, Metazoa, Chordata, Actinopteri, Perciformes, Gasterosteidae. Gene Ontology annotation, biological process: microtubule cytoskeleton organization; mitotic cell cycle. Gene Ontology annotation, cellular component: cytoplasm; microtubule. The transcript is spliced from 4 exons.
CCUCCGAAUUCUCAGUUAUUGUCUCACACAGCACUCCUUGAAGCGCAGCGUGAGAGACGAAUCAUUCCGCUCAGCUGUCUCUCCCCCACGCAGACACGUCUUCAGCCGACAUGCGUGAGUGCAUCUCUGUGCACGUCGGUCAGGCCGGGGUCCAGAUUGGAAACGCCUGCUGGGAGCUUUACUGCCUGGAACACGGCAUCCAAUCGGACGGACAGAUGCCCAGCGUCCAGAGCACCGGGGGCGGGGACAGUUCCUUCAAUACCUUCUUCAGUGAGACUGGAGCUGGAAAGCACGUCCCGAGAGCUGUUUUUGUAGACUUGGAGCCCACUGUGAUUGAUCAGGUGCGCAGUGGGACCUACCGCCAGCUGUUCCACCCUGAGCAGCUGAUCACUGGCAAGGAGGACGCUGCCAACAACUACGCCCGCGGACACUACACCGUCGGCAAAGAGCUCAUUGAACUGGUGCUCGACAGGAUCCGCAGGCUGUCCGAACAGUGCACCGGCCUUCAGGGCUUCCUGGUGUUCCACAGCUUCGGCGGCGGCACCGGCUCCGGCUUCACCUCCCUGCUGAUGGAGCGGCUGUCUGUCGACUACGGCAAGAAGUCCAAGCUGGAGUUCUCAGUCUACCCGGCCCCCCAGGUGUCCACCGCCGUGGUGGAGCCGUACAACGCCAUCCUGACCACGCACACCACCCUGGAGCACACGGACUGCGCCUUCAUGGUCGACAACGAGGCCCUCUUUGACAUCUGUCGUAGGAACCUCGACAUCGAGCGCCCCUCUUACACCAACCUCAACCGGUUGAUCAGUCAGAUCGUGUCCUCCAUCACCGCCUCGCUUCGAUUCGACGGCGCCCUCAAUGUAGACCUGACAGAGUUCCAGACCAACCUGGUGCCCUAUCCCCGCAUCCACUUCCCCCUGGCCACCUACGCCCCCGUCAUCUCUGCGGAGAAGGCCUACCACGAGCAGCUAACGGUGGCCGAAAUCACCAACUCCUGCUUUGAGCCGGCCAAUCAGCUGGUGAAGUGCAACCCCCGGCGCGGCAAAUACAUGGCCUGCUGCCUCCUGUUCCGCGGCGACGUGGUGCCCAAAGACGUGAACGCGGCCAUCGCCACCAUCAAAACCAAGCGCUCCAUCCAGUUCGUGGACUGGUGCCCCACUGGCUUCAAGGUGGGCAUCAACUACCAGCCUCCCACACUGGUUCCCGGGGGAGACCUGGCCAAGGUGCAGAGGGCCGUGUGCAUGCUGAGCAACACCACCGCCAUCGCUGAGGCCUGGGCUCGGCUCGACCACAAGUUCGACCUGAUGUACGCCAAGAGGGCCUUCGUGCACUGGUACGUGGGAGAGGGGAUGGAGGAGGGGGAGUUCUCCGAGGCCAGAGAGGACAUGGCAGCCCUGGAGAAGGAUUACGAGGAGGUUGGCAUGGAUAGUGCAGAGGAGGAAGAUGAGGAUGAUGGGGAGUUUUAAAACAGAUCUGUAGUCGUUAAAAUGACCAAAUAAAAGUUUGUUCAGCCACUGCA